AUGUCAAUGCCAGUCGGACCUGGGAUGGACCAUAUCAUGAACAUGAUGUCUUUGCACCAGCAAGCACUUCAUCAGCUGGUGGAUUCACAGCACGAGACCCUCCGUGAAGCUUUGCGACAUGCGGAUGUGGGUGAUGAGGUAGUUCAGCCCGAGCCUGCACAUCAGAUGCUCGUGUUGGAAGGUGCCUUCCAAUGCCUGGAGCACCGUGCUCGUCCUUUGCAGCCGCUGUUGCCACCAGAUAUUGACCCUGCCCCGCAAACACUUCAGUGGACCAGCCAGUCAGAGACUGUCAGCGUCCCCAGCCCUCGCGUGAGCGACGAUGUGAUGGAUCACGCAGUGUCUGCAAAGAUCCAGGAAAUCGAUUCUCAACUCGAGUCGGAGAUUCAGAACGGCGGCGCAGAUCCCGACAGCAUGAACUUGGGCAGAAUGUCAGAAGGCACGAACCCCUUCGGAGGGAAGGACCAGGGCAAGAGCCCCAUCCUGAUGCGAUUGGACAUGCUGGCUGGGAUCUUCGUGCUAUUGAACUCGCUGGUCAUGGCCGUGGAGCUGGAGUUGGAAGGACGCGCCACCGGCUCCAAGAUAGGUCUGGAGACCUUACCUGGUGUUGACAUGUCCGACUUCUUCAACGCCUGCGACAAUAUCUUUGCAGUGUUGUACUUCCUCGAACUCUGUGCGCGGAUAUACUACGAGGGCUGCCGCUUUUUCCGUGGUGCCGCGAACUGGUUCGACAUCUUCCUUGCCACCACCACGUGCCUAGAUGUCUGGCUGUUGAGGCCAAUGGCUCUGGGAGGCGGUGCAACCGACCAGAUGAUCCUGUUGCGUCUGGCACGUGCCGUGAAAUCGAUGCGGGCGAUUCGCAUGGUGCGUACAUUGCGCCUUUUUCGCGGACUGCGUGUUCUUGUGAUGGCUUGUAUUUCCUUCCUUCCCUCGCUUUGCUGGUCUAUGGUAUUGCUUGCAGUGUUCAUGAUCAUGGGUGCACUGAUGCUGGGCAACCUGUUGCAAGAGUUCAUCGCCAAUCCGGAUGAGGACAUGAUAUGGCGGGAGUGGAUCUGGGUCCAUUAUGGUACAGCGCUGCGCUCAAUGUAUACGCUUUACGAAAUUACCUUUGCAGGCAACUGGCCUACAUAUGCACGGCCGGUGAUUGAUCAAGUGAGCAGUGUCUUUUCCAUUUUCUUUCUCGCCUACAUAACGCUGGUGGUGUUCGCCGUAAUUCGUGUGAUAACUGCAAUUUUUCUCAAAGACACUUUGGACGCCGCAAGCAACGAUGCGGAGCAUCUUGUUGUGGAGCGGUUACAGAAGAAGUCGCAGUAUGUGAAAAAACUGGAAAGAGUGUUCCAGGCUAUCGAUGAGACAGGCAAUGGUAUGAUUUCCCAGUCGCAGCUUUCAUCUGUGUUGCAAGACCCGAUCGUGCGAGCUUAUUUCCAGACGCUAGAGGUGGAUGUGCACGAAGGCGUUGCUGGCUGGGAGUUUGAUUUUUUGAAGUUCAUGCAAACACGAUCUGUGAGAAGUGUCGGUGCCCAGACACAGCUGAACUCUCGCUUCAGAUUAGCUCGGCAACUGGGCCAAGAAGUGGCCCAGGUUGACGUCUUGAGUGGAGUACCGAUAGCUCUCAUGGAAAACCUGGCGAUGCUGGUAAAAGUCGCGGUUAAGGCCGUCAAGGAUUUCGGGUUCAAGAUUGCUUACGACAACCACUUUUCCGAUGAGAUGUUUAGCCCGCGGACAAAGACAGGGAACCGAAGAAAGAACGAGAGAGACGGCGAGGGAGGGCCAGGAGCUUUCUGCCAUGUGCUGGACCUGGUGCGGACUGGCGAGGCCAUGGUUUUUGGGGUCUACGCGCUGUCGAUUUUUGAAGCCAUGCCGGAUGACAGCUGUGCUCCCGACGUCAUCAGCUUCAACUCGUGCAUCAGCUCGUGCCAGAAGGCCUCACGAUGGCCUUGGGCGAUACACCUGCUGUUCAGCAUGGUUGGGGCCGCCUUAGCCGCGAACUCGAUCAGCUACAAUGCCGCGAUUGGGGCCUGCCAGCGCACAGGCCACUGGCAGCAGGCUCUGCAACUUCUGCGGUCGAUGCCCACAGCCACGGUGGAACCGAGCGUGAUCAGCUACAAUGUUGGUGUCAGCGCUUGCGAAGAAGCGGCGCAAUGGCAAGCGGCCUUGCAGCUUUUCGGUGAACUCUGCGGUUCGCAGGAUGUGGCGCCCGACGCCUUCAGCUACAAUGCCGUCUUCCGGGUUCUGGAUGUCACGGGUCACUGGCAAAUGGUGCUGUGCCUGUUUCGCGACAUGGCAAGUCGUCGCGUGUGUCCGAGCGUGGUCAACUUCAAUACUGCCAUCAGUGCGCUGGGAAGAGAGGGGCAGUGGCAGUUGACCGGGCAGAUGCUUGGGGAUAUGGUGCGCACAUCCGUGUCUCGCGAUGUCAUCACAUACAAUGCCACUGUCAGCUCGCUUGAGACUGCCAGCGAAUGGGAGCUCGCGGUCAAGACCUUUGCCUCCAUGAUGGAGGACGGGGUGGUGCCCACCGUCGUCAGCUUCAACGCAUGCAUUCGUGCAUUCGAAGCCGGGGGCUGCUGGAACUUGGCCUUGCAGCUCUUGGAGGACAUGCCAGCCGCCAAGGUCUCCCCUGAUGUUGCUACCGGGAAUGCCGUCAUCAAUGCUUGCGGAAAGAAUGCCCAGUGGCUGAUGUCGAUGCAGCUGUUUCGGCGCCUGCCUGAGAUGCAGAUCGCGCCGGACACCGUCAGCUUCAACACCACCAUGAGCAUCCUGGAGGCUGCUCAGCUUUGGGAAGAGGCCCUGGAUCUCUUUCGGUCCAUGCUCGAAACCAGGAUUUCGCCAGACCACUUCAGCUACAAUGCUGCAAUGAGCGCCGGGGCUCAGGGUGGGCAGUGGCAGCUCGCCCGACAACUUUUCGGCACCAUGUGCGAUGCGGAAGUCAUGCCGGAUGUGUAUAGCUAUAGCACCCUGUCCACUGCCUACACUGCAGCGAGCCAGUGGCAGCUGGCGGUUCAACUCUUUCACAGCAUGCCGGCCGGUGUUGCCACAGAUGCGGUCUGCUACAACACCGCCAUGCUUGCCUACCAGACUGGCGAACAGUGGCAGCCCUCACUGCAGCUCUUUGAGGACAUGAGGGCUGCGACGAUUCCAGCGGAUGUUCUCAGCUACAAUGGCGCCAUAUCAUCCUGCCAGAAAGGUGCUCAGUGGCAGCCAUGCUUGAGCCUCCUUCAGCAGAUGCUUGCCGCGAAACUGCCGCCAGAUACCAUCAGCUACGUGUCUGCCAUCAGCUGCAAUGAGAAGGCUGGGCAGUGGGAAUGGGCGGUACAUCUGCUUGGAUCGAUGCAAGCGAGCCAUGUCAGCGUGAACAGCAGCUGCUACAACGGAGUCAUGCGGGCGUGUGGGCUUGCCACGGAAUGGCAACGGAGUCUGGAGGUCUUCGGGCGUGCAACAAGAAGCCUGGGUGCCGACCCGGAACUUCACGACGGGAUCCUGGAUGCCGUCCGCCAUGAGGAGCUGUCGCUUGCCCUCUUUGCCUCUGCGCGACAAGCGGGUGCGUACCCAGAGUUCCUGCGCUCGCCCGGCAUCAUCGACCUGCACGACCUCUCGCUGGGUGCCAGCUUGGCAGGGGUGCACUGGUGGCUGACACGAAUUGUCCCUGAUGCCCUAGAUGCUGGCACUUUCGACCGCUUCGUGAUCGUCACAGGUUUGGGAAAGUCGCGAUCGGACGGUAGGGGCAGCGUGAUUCAAGGUCCCGUUCUUAGCAUGCUGCAGCUCUGGGGCCUGGACGCUUCGGUGAUUCCAAACAACCCAGGACGGCUGCAGGCCUUUUUGCGGGUGCGCGGCGCAUGUCUUUCGUGGAUCUUUGGAUGUUGUGGCUGCGGUUCAUGA
Molecule: messenger RNA, 3873 nt
Organism: Symbiodinium sp. CCMP2592
Lineage: Eukaryota; Dinophyceae; Suessiales; Symbiodiniaceae
Source: the annotation of a GenBank genome assembly